AUGGACGCUCGGGUACGUUCCCUUCCCACCCUCGGCGUUCCGUGCACUCGAAGGCACGCUCCGACGAUGCUGCCGUCCCCGUCGCUCCUCGGGCCGAAGCUGACCUCGAGGCCGACGCAGCCCUUUCGACCUCGCGGGGCGGAAAACGUCGUGCCCCCUCUGCACCAGCGCCACAAGUCGACCGGUAACCUCGCCGUCAUGCCCGCCGCCCUGACGUCGGGCCUGCGAGGCCCCGCCAAGCGUGCGGCCUUUGGCGACGUCACCAACAUGGCCAAGACGGUGGUGGCCGUUCGGGACGACGUCAAGGCCGUCAAGCCUCAAGCCGUCGUGCCCUCCCACGCCCCGCAGCCGCUCGCCGCCGUGGUGAACAAGGAAAACAUGCCGUACGGCGGCGGCAAGGACGCCCUCGCUCGUGCCGCCCAUCGAACCGCGGCGUUGCCGAGAAAGGUCAAGGCCGUGCUCGAGGUGCGACGGUCGGAGACGGCGAGGGAAGUCGUGCCACCCGCCGCUCGAGAGACUGCAAGCCACGCCGGCAGGGGAGAUUUGGCCCUUCCGCCGCAGCCGGCGGCCGCGGACGUCGGCGAGGACUCCCACCUCGCACCCGCACAGCCGUCGCAGGAGAGCGUGCCCUUGCAACCUCGGCACCACAAAAGCCAGCCCCAGCUCAAGGCCCACCAGCCGACGCUUCGGAGAACGCAGAGCCGGCAGCUCGAGAGGACCGACAAGGCCGUCGAGGUGCCCGCGGGAACCUACGCGGACCCUGGCGGCAUGCUUUCGCGUGCCACGGAGCGGUUCGCCGUCCCUCCGUCGCAUGCUCGUGCCGCCGCCGCCGCCGCCGCCGCCCACGAUGCACCGUCCGACGUGCACCAGAACGGGGCGUACCUGGAGCUCCGCACCAAACUGCCGGAAAUUUCCGAGGAACCUCAUCACGCUCCCGCGCCCUACCGGGACGGCCGCACGCCCGCCCUCUCGGAGCCCGAGGAGUGGGACGAGGAGGAUGACGAGGAUUUCGACGACCAGGACCAAGCCUACACCACGGCACACUCGUUCCGCUCGCGCGACCUCACCACGGGCGGCGUGACGACGCUGCUCGCGCCCCGGCUCACGGCCCGGGUGCAGCGCGAGCUCGACGAGGCUCGGCUCGAGGUCCAGCAGACCCGCUCGAUGGAUGAUAUUGAGGAGGAGAUGUGGGACGUGAGCAUGGUGGCCGAGUACGGCGAGGAGAUUUUCGACUACCUGCGCGAGCUCGAAAUCAAGAUGCUCCCGAACCCUCACUACAUGGAGAUGCAGACGGAGAUACAGUGGUCCAUGCGCUCGGUCCUCAUGGACUGGCUUGUCCAGGUCCACAACCGAUUCAGCCUGCUGCCCGAGACGCUCUUCCUCACCGUCAACUACAUCGACCGCUUCCUCUCCUGCAAGGUCGUCUCCGUCGGCAAGCUGCAGCUCGUCGGCGCCACGGCCAUCCUCGUCGCCUCCAAGUACGAAGAGAUCAACUGCCCGUCGCUGGAAGAAAUCGUGUAUAUGGUGGAUGGAGGCUACAGCGUCGAGGAGAUUCUCAAGGCCGAACGCUUCAUGCUCAGCAUGCUCAGCUUCGAGCUUGGGUGGCCGGGACCUAUGAGCUUCCUGCGGCGCGUCAGCAAGGCCGACGACUACGACCUCGACACCCGCACCUUGGCAAAGUACUUUCUCGAGCUGACCAUCAUGGACGAGCGCUUCGUCGCCUCGCCGCCGAGCUACCUCGCGGCGGGCGCCCACUGCCUGUCGAGGCUGGUGCUGAAGAAGGGUGACUGGUCGAAGCAGCACGUGCACUACUCGGGAUACACGUGGACCCAGCUCAAGGCGCUCGUCACCAUGAUGAUCGAGUGCUGCGACCGUCCUCGGCUCCACCACUCGGCCGUGUUCGAGAAGUACAAGGACAAGCGGUUCAAGGAGGCGUCGACGAUUGUGCAGAACGCCCUCGACGCAGGCUUCACCAUGCCCCACGAGACGAUGCCCAUCCGGCAAGCACGGCCGCGAUCGGGCGCCUUGGAGGAGAGCCACGCGGAUGCGCUCUCGUACGCCGGCGGCCAGCUCGUCUCGACGGAAGGAUAG
Messenger RNA from Drechmeria coniospora, 2091 nucleotides. Its product is annotated as G2/mitotic-specific cyclin. The transcript has 3 exons. The coding region runs from base 1 to 2091 and encodes 696 amino acids. NCBI's taxonomy places the organism in Eukaryota, Fungi, Ascomycota, Sordariomycetes, Hypocreales, Ophiocordycipitaceae. The record is from RefSeq and is a predicted model, not a curated record. Gene Ontology annotation, molecular function: cyclin-dependent protein serine/threonine kinase regulator activity. Gene Ontology annotation, cellular component: centrosome; cytoplasm; cyclin-dependent protein kinase holoenzyme complex. Gene Ontology annotation, biological process: regulation of cyclin-dependent protein serine/threonine kinase activity; mitotic cell cycle phase transition.